UCCUGUCUCUACACUCAAGCACUGGGCGAUGUGAGCUUCUGGAAUCCUCAGUGCGAAGUCUCCAAUCAAACAACCCGGUCGGACAAACCGAGAGAGCGAGGGAGGAAAGAGCAUGCGUCUCAUUUGGAUUAACCGAGACAAGCCCGUGAUUUGGCCCUGAUCAAUACACGAUCUUUUGCCACUGGACACCGGAAACGACCGCCAGAUCACGAUCUAUCAAAGAACAACGAUUGAGCCUGAUAAUAAACGAAGAGGACUAUGACACAGGCGCUAAAGAGGCCAAGCACACGGGCCUAAUGAACUGGUUGUGCAACUCGUAGCGCCGUCAAGCUCCUUUCUGCGUUCCUUGUGUGCACUGCAGGAACAUGUCUGCGGCGCAGACUCAAAAUGACCAGGAACAACGUUGGGGUUGUCUGGAAUCUCUUGGCCUCAGCCAAAAGGAGCUGGUCUUGGCAGAGGCCCUGCAGAUGGAGUAUGACGCCCUCGCCCGCCAUCGACAGGACAAGGGCCCAGCAAAUACGCUACCCCCUGACACCAGCAAGUCCUCGCCCUCAAGGAGCGAGCCCACCCUGCCUAGACGUGUUCCCAGUCCCCCUUGGAAUAAUUUGCAGCAAAGUGUGUCCGAGUCUGACCCCAUGCUCAACCACAUUCAACCCGGAGUGUCGAACCUAUCACGUUCCAGCGGUGAGACUCACGGAUUCAGUAAGGAGCCUCCGUCUCGUUACAUCCUGGACGAAUGGGAAAGUGACUUUGAAGGAACAUCGCAAUCGCUGUCAAAAGGGCUUCCAUCCCUAGAUGAGCCUCCGCCACCGGUGCCGCCCAGGAAUCCUCUCCCCCAGAACGAUCCGUUUAUUGUCCAUCGAAGCUUAGCCCCACGGGAUGUCAACCUGUUCACUCCUGAGGUGGACCGGCCCAAGCUUUCCUCCAGAGACACUCUGAACUAUGACAACCUCAAUGACUCCCUGAGCAAGCUAAAUGGGGAUUGGCUGUCACCUAAUAGAAGCCUGAGAGUAAACGGGGACAAAUCAGGGAAGGCAGUAGCUCGCAGUAACACCCUUCCUCCACAAAUUCCUCCCCGCACCUAUCUUCCGGGACAGAAGAGCACUAGAAGCCAGCGCAGAGUAUCUGUUGAUCCAGUAUCUCUGGGUUCCAGACCAAAUGGCUUUGGUUACGAGCUCUUUCAGGUGUCUGAAGAGAGGGAUGAAGAAGUGGCGGCCUUCUGUCAUGUACUUGACUUGCUACGAUUGGCAUACCCGUGCAACGACUACUCAAAAAAUGCGGGCUUUGUUUGGAGCCCAUGUGUGGCUCAAGAUGAACUGCAGCAGGGCCUAGGGGUCAGCAUAAAGGUCACAGUUUACAGUUUCCACUUCAGAGAACCGCACACUUUCUCUUGUGAUGGAUCUUCAACCAUAGACCUGCUGAUCUAUCAGACCCUCUGCUAUUCCCAUGAUGACCUGGAUAUGAUUGAUGUGGACGACUACCUGCUGAAAAUCUGUGGCCAGGCAGAGUUUCUCAAAAACACUGAGACUCUGGCGAGCUUUGAGUACAUCCAGCAAUGUCUGAAGUUUGACUGGGACAUUCGACUCAUCCUUACCAAACGGAGUUCUGUCAGCAUGGAGCUCACCCGAAUGCUUGAGGAUGAUGACACUCCAUCCACCAUGAACCACAAUAUUCUACUGCAAGAGAGGCCAAUCAAACAGACUGUGACCAGGGAGGCAUUGACUCUUCUCCUGGAUACCUUUCACAACGAGGCUGAGUCUUUCCUUUUAUCGGAGGUGGAGUUACCAUUGCAUGUGGAGCGUUUAGUGCAGUCGGUGAAGGCCCUGUGCACUUCUCUAGCAGCUGUUGAAACGCCUGACAUCACUGCUGCCCUAAACCAGCUGCCAGCUUGCCCCUGCAGACUGCAGCCUAAAGUGCAGAAGGAUGUCAGUGUCUUGGUAAAGAAAGAAAACAGAGUGGCAAUUGUGGAGAAGUUGACUGCAGCUAUCUUGGAACUUGUGGAGCUGUACUGUAGCACUUUCAAUGCUAAUUUCCACACUAUGCCACACAGCAGCAGAUCCACAGCCCCCAUACAGGAAGCUGGCAUGGUCACCAACGUCCUUUCCUUCAGUGUUUAUGCGGCUCAUCGAAUUCCCAUCACAUGGGCUGCCAGCUAUGAAAAUUUCUUCCUGUCCUGUUCUCUCACCCACGGUGGGGUGGAACUAUGUGCCCCCCAGCACACCAGUAAACAGUCUGUCAGCAAAUAUCUCUUCCACCUGGUAGUGUGGGACCAAAGAGUUUGCUUCCCCGUCCAGAUCAACCAGUUGCCAAGGGAGUCACAGCUGACUGUGAUGCUAUAUGCCACGCCUCUACCGCCCCCUGGAAGUGCGGAGGAGAAGAGCAAGCAGAAACGCAGCAUUGAAGCUCUGGGCUGGGUCACCAUGCCUCUGUUCAACUUUAGGCAUGUUCUGACGUGUGGGAGGAAGCUGCUGGGUCUCUGGCCUUCAACCGCCGGCAGUGGAAAUGCUCGUUCCAGUACGCCCAACUUCAGCCAGCCAGACAGUGUCAUCCUUCAGGUGGACUUUCCCACUUCUUCUUUCGAAGUACGCUUCAGCACCCCCGCUCCUGCAGAGUUCAGCCCCCAGUACGAGUUCUCGCGCCUGGACCAGGUCAGCCAGAGGCAGCUACAGGAUGUCUUGCACAAGAAGUCCCUUUUCUGGUUGUCUCCGGAGGACCGGCGCCUGUUGUGGGAGAAGCGUUAUUUCUGCCAUGCGGAAGCCAGUCGUCUGCCUCUGGUCCUGGCCAGCGCACCCAGCUGGGAGUGGGCAUGCCUGCCUGACAUCUAUGCCCUGCUCCGCCAGUGGGAAUGCAUGAACCACCUGGACGCCCUAGGCCUGCUGAAUGCCACGUUUCCAGAUCAGGAGUGCAGGCGGACGGCUGUACAGUGGAUGGACUCCAUCUCUGAUCCUGAGCUUUUGGACUUCCUUCCUCAGUUAGUGCAGGCGCUGAAGUACGAGUGUUAUCUGGACAGUCACCUUGUGCGUUUUCUGCUGAGGAGGGCCAUCGGGGAUGUGCGCAUAGCUCACUACCUUUUCUGGUUGCUGAAAGAUACUCUUCAGGACUCUCAGUUUAGCGUGAGGUAUCAGUAUCUGCUGGCGGCUCUUCUCUGCUGCUCCGGUCGAGGUUUAAGGGAAGAGUUUGAUCGGCAAGGCUGGCUGGUCAACAUUCUGGCUAAACUAGCCCAGCGGGUCAGAGACGCCUCGCCUUCAUCCAGACAGACUAUUCUACGUGAGGGGCUAGAUGAGGUGAAACAGUUCUUCUGUUUGAACAACAGUUGUCGACUUCCUCUGAACCCAGGCCUGCUCGUCAAGGGCAUCAACAUACAGUCUUGCUCCUACUUCAACUCUAAUGCAGUGCCCCUCAAGCUCUCGUUCCAGAACCAGGAUCCUCUGGGAGACCACAUUAACGUCAUCUUUAAGGCUGGAGAUGACCUGCGGCAAGACAUGCUGACCCUGCAGAUCAUUCGGAUCAUGAACAAGAUCUGGAUCCAGGAGGGACUUGAUAUGAGGAUGGUCAUCUUCCGCUGCUUCUCUACGGGACGGGGCAGAGGGAUGGUAGAAAUGAUUCCAAGUGCAGAAACCCUGAGGAAGAUCCAGGUUGAGCAUGGAGUAACUGGUUCUUUUAAGGACCGGACCUUGGCGGACUGGCUGCAAAAACACAACCCGACUGAAGAGGAGUAUGAAAAGGCGGUGGAAAACUUCAUCUAUUCGUGUGCUGGUUGUUGUGUGGCCACAUACAUUCUAGGCAUAUGCGACCGGCACAACGACAACAUCAUGCUGAAGACCAGUGGACACAUGUUCCAUAUUGACUUCGGCAAGUUCCUGGGGCAUGCACAGAUGUUUGGCAACAUCAAACGCGACCGGGCUCCUUUCGUGUUUACGUCUGACAUGGCAUAUGUCAUCAAUGGAGGUGACAAGCCAUCAAGCCGCUUCCAUGAUUUUGUGGACUUGUGCUGUGAGGCCUACAAUCUCAUUAGGAAACACGCACAUUUGUUUCUUAACCUGCUUGGCCUGAUGCUGUCCAGUGGGAUACCGGAGCUGUCUGACGUGGAUGAUCUGAAAUACGUCUAUGAUGCUCUGAGACCACAUGAAUCAGAAGCAGAUGCCACCAUGCACUUCACCAGGCUGAUUGAGUCAAGUCUUGGCAGUGUGGCUACCAAACUCAACUUCUUCAUCCAUAACCUGGCCCAAAUGAAGUUUGCAUCCUCUGAGGAGCGUCCCGUUCUAUCAUUUGCUCCUCGCGUCUACACUCUUAAGAGUGACGGUGUCAUUCGGAGCCUGUUUGUUUGCAGACACAUCAAAACCUUUAGUCCUAGCAAAGGCUACUCUUAUGUUGUAAAAGUGGAGCGGGAAGGUCAACCGGGGACAACAACUUUAGUCCAGAGGACCUUCGAGGAGUUCCAUGAACUUCACAGUAGACUGCAGCUCAUCUUCCCUUCCUCAAAACUACCCAGCUUCCCCAGCCGCUUUGUGAUUGGUCGGUCUCGAGGAGAGGCCCUGGCAGACAGAAGGAAAGAGGAGCUAAAUGGAUAUGUUUGGCAUUUGAUCCAUGCUUCUCCAGAGGUGGCAGAGUGUGAUCUGAUCUACACCUUCUUUCACCCUCUACCAAGAGAUGAGCGGGCAGGAAGUGUAGGAACUGUUGUUAAUGCACUCCAUAAUAAACCAGCAGAUGUGUCCUGGGCUCCUGUGCCUGGUACAGUGGCAGGUGAAGUGAAGCUCUCGAUCCUGUACAAGAGCGACAAGCUUUUCAUUAUGGUGAUGCACAUCAGAGGCUUGCAACCUUUACAGGAGGGAACGGAUCCUGAUCCAUACGUUAAAUUGUACCUCCUCCCAGACCCUCAGAAAACUAGCAAGAGAAAGACCAAGGCAGCACGGAGAACAUGCAACCCCACUUACAAUGAGAUGCUGGUGUAUGAUAAGAUCCCACGUGGUGAUUUGCAGCAGAGAACCAUUCACCUGCGGGUACUGAAUGAGGGAGCAUUCUGGGACAACACCCUGCUGGGUGAAACCAUCAUCCAAUUGAAAGACCUCACCCCAGGCCAUCGCAUGGUAGACUGGCACCAGCUUGGCACCAGAGGCUCUGACAUAAACCGUUAGCGCUUGUAUGGAUGCCCAGAAGUGAAGGAUUUCAUUUGUAUAUUUGAGUGUGCAUGUGUUUGUCUGUCUUUGCUUAUGGGUCAGGAGUUGGAGAUGCCCAGCUGCUCAGAAGACUGUUUCCUCCAGUGGGGGUUUGUGUUUGUUGAUUCUCCUACCCAGGAGAUGUGUAGAUUCGGUGAUGGAGUGUCAUCACUUGAUACUGUUCUGGUGGGGUACCGUGCACCAUGUGAACCAGAAGCGGUUCUUGGUAACACUAUGGGACAAAAACCAUUUGGUGACACAAGGAUUGGCAAAAAGAAUAUUUAAAGAUGAAAUGACUUCCAUGCGCCAUAUUUUUGGGGGGGAUUUCUGGAAAAUUGCUGUCCAUGAAACUUCAAAGCCCCAUUUUGUUUUCUUGAGGAUGCUGAUGGAAAUUUAAGUUAUUUUCUUUUCAAGAUGUUUCUCUAUUGUGGCUCAAUUUUGAGCUAUGUUGUGUCUUGUGACAUUUAGUUAUGCCUCUUUGUAUCAGAUUUUGCAGAUUUACCUAAAAAUGAAUUGUGAGGGCCGCUUUUGUACAGUUAAGUUGGGAAUUUCACGUUAACUGUGGCUUUUACCUGACCAUUUAAAAAAAGGGAUGAACACUUGAUAGUCUUGAAACCAUGGUGGAUUUAACUUGCUUCAAAUAACCACUGCAGUGGAAACGACACACGGAGAAUAGAGUGAAUGUAGAUUUGAUCAUGUAAAAUAGGUGGAUGCAUAAAAACAAAAAGAUGAGUUGCAUGUACAGUAUAUUGAACAACCGAGACAAACCAUGAGGAAUAUGGAUUAUUUCUUUACAUAAACCACUAACAUUUGUUUCUUUCUGAAAUGAUGGCACAACUUUUUUUAUACAUAAAAGGGUUUCAAAGGGACUUUACUUCAGGGUCGAUUAUUUUACCUUGAUAUAUCAACAUAACCUACACAAGGGAAAUUCUAUUUGAAAAUAGUUGAUUUGCAUGCUGUAAAAUUAAAUAUUGCAUUUUUGCAUUUGUUUGUCAAGUACAUUGACCUCAUAUUUUUCCAAGUUUUAUUGGUUAAUUUAUUUUUCCCCUUUUUUUCAAAGGGGGAGUGAAAUUAAAACUUUAGACUGUAGUUCUGUCAGUAUUUCCAUUCCUCUUCCUCUUUAUGUAAAACUGCAUGUAAAUUAAAUGCUAAAUAUACCACAGUAGAUUUUUUUUUCUUUCUUUUUCUGGGAAACGUAUGCUUAAAUAUUUUGCAUUCCGAUUUGCUUUACUUUGCACUCAGUUUGAUUUGAGAGGAAAAACAUUAUAGCUCACAGUAAGGUAGGAAGGGAAAAAGAAGUAAUUGGAAAUGUCAUUAAAUUUGUGUUUAAUCUGAAUCAUAAAAUUGUCUAGUUUAACCAAUCGCCAUUGAUGUUUAGUGUGUGUAAAAUAAUAAAAUGGGAAAACUAUGAAGUUUUUUGAGCAAAAUGCAUUAUGACAGGAACUGUUUUUAAUCUUCAUUGAAUUAAUGUCUUUAAAUCAAUUACCAACAAGUUGAAAGUUCAACCCUAUGUCGAGGUGCACUAACAAUCCAGUAGCCUUAAGCAAACUUGGAUAUGAUUAUCCAGGUCAAUGUAGUCCCUGUUGUUCCAUGGCUUUUUCUAACCAGACAAACCGGCUCAGAUGAUGUUUUUUUUUUUUCUCUCUCUCUCUCUUUUUCCAAGUACAGUACUUUCAAAUGAUGAAUGAUUGUGUUUUUUUUUUUUUCCAAAGGGAACUACUGUGUGAGGUUUAACCUAAUGGGAAAUGAUUGCAUGCCAACUCUAUAAUGGAAAACUGAGCGUUUGUUUUGAAAAUCUUUUUGUUGUGAAUGUGCAGAAAAGAUUGGGUUUAAAGGUUUAGAUCUUUUAUAACAUCUGUCACCCUUAUUUUAAUAACUAGAGAGAAAUGUGAGUGUAAAAUCAAUAGGGUUGACAUGUAAAUGCUGAGAAUCUAAUUUUGAUGUGAUCUAUGGAUUAUAAAUGGGCUUUAUUCCAUUUUUUUCUCCAUUUCUAAUUUUAGACCAUGUUUUUAAAAUGUAUUUGCACUUAAUAAAUGCACAAGGAAACUGA
Molecule: messenger RNA, 7206 nt
Organism: Pimephales promelas (fathead minnow)
Lineage: Eukaryota; Metazoa; Chordata; Actinopteri; Cypriniformes; Leuciscidae
Gene: pik3c2b
Product: phosphatidylinositol-4-phosphate 3-kinase, catalytic subunit type 2 beta
Biological process (GO): phosphatidylinositol-3-phosphate biosynthetic process; phosphatidylinositol-mediated signaling; phosphatidylinositol 3-kinase/protein kinase B signal transduction
Cellular component (GO): phosphatidylinositol 3-kinase complex; plasma membrane; cytoplasm
Molecular function (GO): 1-phosphatidylinositol-3-kinase activity; 1-phosphatidylinositol-4-phosphate 3-kinase activity; phosphatidylinositol binding
Source: RefSeq, a predicted model, not a curated record